AUGUCAUUCUUCUUCAAAUAUUCUGUGGUUCUGCAGACUAUCAAGGCGCAGAAGAAGGGGAUUGAGACCUUGUUCAGAUCUCAAAUGCAUUUCAUAAUUCAGAAUAUUAAGAAGACAGCUCUGCUCUCUGAGCAUGUCAAUCUGCUUAUCACUGAGAUGAAACCUGAGACAGCAGACCAGGAAAUGCAGGAUUUUGAGAUGCAGAUUAACCUGGCUGAGAGAGAGCAGUGA
Molecule: messenger RNA, 231 nt
Organism: Blastomyces gilchristii SLH14081
Lineage: Eukaryota; Fungi; Ascomycota; Eurotiomycetes; Onygenales; Ajellomycetaceae
Exons: 2
Coding region: 1-231 (76 amino acids)
Source: RefSeq, a predicted model, not a curated record